Heterostelium album PN500 is the source of this 582-nucleotide messenger RNA. Its product is annotated as inosine/xanthosine triphosphatase. Gene Ontology annotation, biological process: thiamine metabolic process. Gene Ontology annotation, molecular function: ribonucleoside triphosphate phosphatase activity. The transcript has 3 exons. The record is from RefSeq and is a predicted model, not a curated record. Lineage: Eukaryota; Evosea; Eumycetozoa; Acytosteliales; Acytosteliaceae. Bases 1 to 582 code for a protein of 193 amino acids.
AUGAAAGAUGAUAUAUUAAUAGGAGCGAUGGUAGUUGUUGCAGUUGGAACUACAAACAAAGCAAAAGUAAAGGCAGUUGAAGACGCGUUGAGUUUGAUAUGGCCAAAUGAUACAACAAUACACAAAGUAAUUCCUGUUGCUGUGGUCUCUUGUGUACGAGCACAACCAAUGACCGAUGACGAAACCAUCGAGGGAGCUGUACAUCGUGCAAAAUCUGCUUUGUCACAAUCGACCGAUGACUCUGAAGUACAAUAUGGAAUAGGAAUUGAAGGUGGUGUUAAUAAAGUCGGUGAUCAUUGGUUUGAGUUUACUUGGGUAGUAAUUGUAGAUAGAAAAGGUAAUAAAGGUAUUGCAUCAACUUCAAGAUAUGAACUACCAACCAAAGUAAUGGAGCCAUUGAUAGCAGGAGAAAAAGAGUUAUCACAGGUAAUGGAUGAAAUCACUUGCACAUUCGAUGUUAGAAGUAAUCAAGGUGCGAUGGGUGUAUAUACAAACAACAUUUUAAAUCGAUCCUUAGUGUGUACACAUGCAGUUGUUUUUGCUUUUUCAAAAUUCUUUGUUAAAAAAGAAUAUUGGUAUUAA